Annulohypoxylon truncatum is the source of this 462-nucleotide messenger RNA. RefSeq lists its product as uncharacterized. Bases 1 to 462 code for a protein of 153 amino acids. Lineage: Eukaryota; Fungi; Ascomycota; Sordariomycetes; Xylariales; Hypoxylaceae. The record is from RefSeq and is a predicted model, not a curated record. The transcript has 2 exons.
AUGGCCCUCGGAAACUCUCUCAAACAAGGUCGUCCGAAACAGACAUGCUCAGAGAAGAAAGGGUCCGUCCUACCAUACAGAUUGUUGUCUCGCGAGGUUUUUGGGACGUGUGCCUCCCUCACGCCAGAGAGUCGCGUACGGUCGUCUUACUUUGUCUAUCCGCCCACCCUCGGCUUUUCCGGAAGACAACGACGUCCAGAGGAGCCAUUAAGCGACGCAGAACUAUUUAGCAGUUGUGGGGAACCCUUAAGCGAUGAAGGAGAAGAUAGCCAGGAGGUUGAGAAGGACGUGGAGAACCAGAGAAGGAAACUUCAAGAGUCAGUAAAGGAGCUGUGGCCUGUCUCGCGUAAUAUUGAGUUAUGGGUUUACAUGCUCCUGAUUUUGCUCAUCAUUGGGUUUGUCAUUGGCGUUCUGAUUGCUAUUGCCUGUUCCGCACUUCGAUUGGAUACCUCCAAAGAUUAA